Canis lupus familiaris (dog) is the source of this 848-nucleotide messenger RNA. It is a transcript of the gene TPD52L1, whose product is annotated as TPD52 like 1. The coding region runs from base 95 to 787 and encodes 230 amino acids. Gene Ontology annotation, biological process: positive regulation of MAP kinase activity; positive regulation of apoptotic signaling pathway. Lineage: Eukaryota; Metazoa; Chordata; Mammalia; Carnivora; Canidae. The record is from RefSeq and is a predicted model, not a curated record. The transcript is spliced from 8 exons. Gene Ontology annotation, cellular component: cytoplasm.
GGGCGGGCGCGGCGGGGCCAGCUGCUCCCUGGGCUCGGGCGCCGCCGCCGGCUCCUCGGGAAGCGCCCGCGCCGCGGAGUCGGAGGCGGCCACGAUGGAGGCGCAGGCUCGAGGUUUGUUGGAGACUGAACCAUUGCAAGGACGAGAUGAAGACACGGUAGCCAGUGCUGACUUCCCUAGCAUGCUGUCCGAGGAGGAAAGAGAAGAGUUAAAGGCAGAAUUAGUUCAGCUAGAAGACGAAAUUACAACAUUACGGCAAGUUUUAUCAGCGAAAGAAAGGCAUCUGGUGGAGAUAAAACAAAAACUCGGCAUGAACCUGAUGAAUGAAUUAAAACAGAACUUCAGCAAAAGCUGGCAUGACAUGCAGACCACUACCGCCUACAAGAAGACACAUGAAACCCUGAGUCACGCUGGGCAGAAGGCGACUGCAGCUUUCAGCAACGUUGGGACGGCCAUCAGCAAGAAGUUUGGAGACAUGAGGUGCACCGCGGCCCUGCUAACUCUGCUCCUGCUCUCUCCUGUGCUGCGCUGCGCCGGCUGCAGGUCUCACUCCAUUGGCUACUCCAUUCGCCAUUCCAUAAGUAUGCCUGCUAUGAGGAAUUCUCCUACUUUCAAAUCAUUUGAGGAGAGGGUUGAGACAACUGUCACAAGCCUUAAGACGAAAGUAGGCGGCGCGACCCCCGGCGGAGGCAGCUUCGAAGAGGUGCUCAGCUCCACCGCACAGGCCAGCGCGCAGAGCUCGGGGGGCGGGCCGCGGCGGGCCGAGGAGGAGGAGCUGCAGUGCUAGGACCGCCCCCUGCGGCCCAGCCCCGCCCCCUGCGGUCCUGGCCACGCCCCCGCCUCCUGCG